GCGCCCGCCGCGGCGCGGCUCCGGCGAGCGGCCGAGCGCCGCCGCAUCCGACUACUCCUCAUGCCUGAUGGAAUGGUGACCACCCGCGCGGACGACGGGGACGGCGAAAACGCUCGGACCGCCCUUUUUCUCGCGCGCAGGCCAAACGCCGACGCAAUGGUAGCCACUACGACGCCGCGCGCGACGCGAUCCGGUGGCGCGUCGAGUGGCGCGUCGACGGCGCGACGCUCGUCGACGAGCGCGCCGACGAGCGGACGCCCCUCCGGGAGCUUCUGGCCGCCCACGCGGCCGCCGCCGGGCGCCGACCGCCGGUCGCGUGCGACCUGCAAGACCCGGAGACCUUCGCACUCCUCCUCCUCCGGGCGCCCGGUCCGGCCAACGACCCGCGCUACGAUCGGCUCGAUCCCAGCGUAGGCCUCGACCUCAACCUCGCCGACCGGUGCGUUAUCGAGUACCCCCAGAUUGUUGUCGCGCGGCCGGGCGACGUCGAUCGGCGCUUUCGCCUCGCGCCGAAUCCCGUCCAGCUCUUCUUCGCGGACGACCAGUCCACGUCUGCAGGCGGGCACGGGGAAAUGAGAAGGGCGUAA
This is a messenger RNA of Pelagomonas calceolata, 587 nucleotides long. NCBI's taxonomy places the organism in Eukaryota, Pelagophyceae, Pelagomonadales, Pelagomonadaceae. The record is from the annotation of a GenBank genome assembly.